Molecule: messenger RNA, 2059 nt
Organism: Mesitornis unicolor (brown roatelo)
Lineage: Eukaryota; Metazoa; Chordata; Aves; Mesitornithiformes; Mesitornithidae
Gene: FBLN1
Product: fibulin 1
Exons: 14
Coding region: 5-1969 (654 amino acids)
Biological process (GO): extracellular matrix organization
Cellular component (GO): extracellular region
Molecular function (GO): calcium ion binding; peptidase activator activity
Source: RefSeq, a predicted model, not a curated record
UUCAAUGGAAGAAUGCUGUGACAAGGGUAUUGAAUGGGCAAAUAAAAACAGAAUAUGUACUUCUCUACCAUUAAUAUCUGAGUCCAGAGAAUGCAGCAUGACUCAGGUACAGUGCUGCCACAGCCAGAUGGAGAAGCAGUAUUGUUCAGAUGGGAUUGAAUUUGCCAACGUGCGUGAGGAGUGUGACUCACAUACUGGUGAAAAUUCCACCUGUGAAGCUGAAUACUUCAAGACAUGUUGUUACUGUUGCUUGCUGGGAAAGGCUGCCCAAGUUCAAGGACAGAGUUGUGAACCCAACCCGAAGACGGGAUACCAGUGUGGAAUUGUCUUCAAAGCUUGCUGUGUGAAGGGUCAAGAAGGCAUUGAUGUGUCCGUCAGCGAUGAUGCUCCUAAAAAGGAGCAAGUUAUUUCAAAGGAGGAGCUAGACCAAGAAGAUCCUUAUCUGCAUGAUGGCUGUAGAGGUGGUGGCCCCUGCUCUCAGCAGUGCAGAGACACAGGAUCCAGUUAUGUCUGCUCCUGCUUUGUUGGAUAUCAGCUUCAACCAGAUGGUGUCAACUGUGAAGAUAUUAAUGAGUGUAUUACUGGGACACACAGCUGUGGGAUUGGACAAACUUGUGUCAAUACAUUAGGAUCCUUUCGCUGUCAGCGGGACACGAGCUGUGGAACUGGUUAUGAACUAACAGAUGACAGUCGUUGCAAAGAUAUUGACGAAUGUGAGACUGGUACUCAUAACUGCCCUCCUGAUUUUAUCUGUCAGAAUACUCCGGGAUCUUUCCGUUGCAGACCCAAGCUACAGUGCAUGAAUGGGUUUAUACAAGAUGCGCUAGGCAACUGUAUUGAUAUCAACGAAUGCCUGAGCACCAACAUGCCAUGCCCAGCUGGACAGGUGUGUAUUAACACUGAUGGCUCAUAUACCUGCCAGCGAAUCUCGCCCAGCUGUGGCCGAGGCUAUCAUCUCAAUGAGGAUGGAACAAGAUGUGUAGAUGUGGAUGAGUGCUCAUCCUCUAAUCAGCCUUGUGGAGAAGGACAUGUUUGUAUAAAUGCCCCAGGCAAUUACCGUUGUGAGUGCAAAUCUGGCUAUUCUUUUGAUGUCAUCAGUAGAACUUGUAUUGAUAUCAAUGAAUGCAGACGCUAUCCAGGUCGUCUUUGUGCUCACAAGUGUGAGAAUACUCCUGGUUCCUAUUAUUGCACUUGUACCAUGGGAUUCAAACUUUCAACUGAUGGCAGGUCAUGUGAAGAUUUAAAUGAGUGUGAGAGCAGCCCUUGUAGUCAAGAGUGUGCCAAUGUGUAUGGCUCCUAUCAGUGUUACUGCCGCCGUGGCUUUCAACUUAGUGACAUAGAUGGGAUUUCAUGUGAAGAUAUUGAUGAAUGUGCUUUACCUACUGGAGGACAUAUCUGUUCCUUUCGAUGUAUUAAUAUUCCUGGAAGCUUUCAAUGUACUUGUCCCUCCACUGGUUACAGGUUGGCACCCAAUGCACGCAACUGCCAAGAUAUUGAUGAGUGCGUUGCAGAAAGCCACAACUGCUCUUUCAAUGAAACCUGCUUUAACAUCCAGGGGGGCUUUCGCUGUCUGUCUUUGGAAUGUCCAGAAAAUUAUCGCAAGUCGGGAGAUACUCGCUGUGAGCGCUUGCCUUGUAAUGAAAAUAAGGAGUGCCAGAGCCUGCCUCUGAGAAUAACCUACUAUCACCUCUCUUUUCCUACCAACAUUCAAGUACCCACCGACAUUUUCCGCAUGGGCCCUUCCAAUGCUGUCCCUGGGGAUAAAAUUCUGCUGUCCAUCAUCAGCGGGAACGAGGAGGGUUUUUUCACCACAAAAAAAGUGAACAACCACAGUGGCAUUGUGGUCAUGCAGCGGCAAAUCGCAGAGCCCAGAGACCUUCUUCUGACAAUGCAAAUGCAACUUUCCCGCCAUGGAACUGUCAACACAUUUAUUGCCAAACUUUUUAUCUUUGUCUCUGCACAGCUUUGAUCCCUAACUUACAGACAUCAUUGGCUACUUUAUCUCUUCUAAAGUAGUUUUUUUUUUCCCCAAUUUUAAUAAAGUUUUAGCUCAUCUGUU